Messenger RNA from Ceratina calcarata, 3190 nucleotides. It is a transcript of the gene alphaSnap, whose product is annotated as Alpha-soluble NSF attachment protein. The record is from RefSeq and is a predicted model, not a curated record. NCBI's taxonomy places the organism in Eukaryota, Metazoa, Arthropoda, Insecta, Hymenoptera, Apidae. The transcript has 5 exons. Gene Ontology annotation, cellular component: SNARE complex; vacuolar membrane. Gene Ontology annotation, molecular function: soluble NSF attachment protein activity; syntaxin binding. Gene Ontology annotation, biological process: SNARE complex disassembly; intracellular protein transport. The coding region runs from base 135 to 1010 and encodes 291 amino acids.
CCUGACAUCGGCUGACACUUGAUUCACUUUCAUUGACUUUAGUGACGUCGGUUCGUGGGAGGUGAACUUUAGUGCGAAGUUAAUGAUUUGAGAGACGCUUUUCAUAUUACUGCGUGUCAAUAUUCGUCGAGACCAUGGCUGACAACGAGCAGAAGGCGAUGCAGCUGAUAGCCGAAGCCGAGAAGAAGCUAACAUCGAAGGGCUUCUUCGGUUCGCUUUUCGGAAAUUCGUCAAAGGUAGAAGAAGCCGUAGAAUGUUAUCAACGUGCUGCAAACAUGUUCAAGAUGGCAAAGAAAUGGAGUUCAGCAGGCAGUGCAUUCUAUGAGGCUGCAGAGUUGCAUGGCAAAGCUGGCAACCGACAUGACGCAGCCAGUAAUUAUGUGGAUGCUGCUAAUUGUUUCAAGAAGUGCAAUAUCAAUGAGGCAAUCAGUUGUUUGUUAAAGGCAAUUGAGAUUUAUACAGACAUGGGUAGAUUCACGAUGGCAGCUAAACAUCACCAAAGUAUAGCAGAGAUGUAUGAAAGCGAAGCAGUAGACCUUGAAAGAGCAGUUCAUCAUUAUGAGCAAGCUGCCGAUUAUUUCCGUGGAGAGGAGAGUAACUCCUCUGCCAAUAAAUGUCUUUUAAAAGUGGCGCAAUAUGCUGCACUUCUUGAAAAUUACGACAAAGCGAUUCAAAUUUACGAACAGGUUGCUUCCGCGUCUUUAGAAAGUUCUUUAUUGAAAUACAGUGCAAAGGAAUACUUUUUCCGAGCGGCACUGUGUCAUCUGUGCGUCGACGUAUUGAACGCGCAGCACGCGAUCGAGCGUUAUCAGGAGCAAUACCCCGCGUUCCAAGACUCUAGGGAGUACAAAUUGAUAAAGACGUUAAUAGAACACCUCGAGGAACAAAACCUCGAAGGUUUUACAGAAGCUGUAAAGGAAUACGAUUCGAUUUCACGACUGGAUCAGUGGUACACGACAGUAUUAUUACGUAUUAAAAAGCAAGUUAAUGAUAAUCCAGAUCUACGCUGAUCGGUUAUUCCUUUGUGCUAUUUCCUGUCGGUGAUAUUAUUAAUCCUACUCUACAUGUAUUCUUUUUUAAUUCAUACCCUGCUUUCAGUGGAACGUGUAAAGUAGUUUCGUUUUUAUAACCAAAUAUAUUUUUCAUAACCGCCUCUCCUUCUACUAUAUUGACAACUAUUACAUGUUCAUCGAUUUAGUUCGCGUACUCAUGUAUACAAUAUUGUCAUCAGAGAAUAUAUAAAAAAAAUGGAAAAAGACAAAUGUCAACUUUGUCGCUAGUUCAUUCGAGAUGCCGAUAUACGGGGCAUAAAAAACUAAGCAUAGGAGUAAAUUAAUAUCGCAACUCUGUUCGUAUUCUCGUACUUACGAAAUAAAUAAAUAGCUUGCCAAGAAACCGCAGCUUGCGCAGUUUUGAUUUUACCGCAUGCGAGUGCGAUAAAUUAUUCAGAAGAAAAGUAACUAAUCUCAAGGAUUUAGCCGAUUUCUGUAAAAGCGUGGCGCAGUCAUGUAUGCAUAAUAGUUUUAAAAAGCUUGUUGACAUUUGUUACUGGUAACAUAAUCAUUAACGAUAACGGGAAUACAUUUUAUGGAUACUGAAGGAAGAGCUAUAGCCUGUGUUUCUUCUCGAUUAAAUCGAUGUUUGAUCUUAUUUUACACGUACUGUUUAACUGGAAUUGUAGUAAAACGAUAAUAGAUUGUCAGUUGUUAUCUUUACACUGCCAGAGUAUCAGAAUAACGAAUGUGGUACGCAUUUUGGAACUAAUAUAUUUUACGUUCAUCCCUUCUCUUUUAAACCUUCGUUUCUACAGAAUUUUCAAUAAUCUCAAGCCUGAAGUUUUACGUACACGCGUAGUAUUCCUUAAUCACUUGUUUCGUUUCAUUGAAGAAUGGAAAAUAUAUUAAUUCGUAUGUCUUGGAGAUGACAGUGAUUUAAGUACAAAUAUCAUACCUUAAACAGUUUUAUAUUCUUUUCCCAAAUACGUUAACGUUGAUAUUAUGUUUAUAAUCUAUCGUUAUAUUGUUGAAAAUUAAUUUAAUGGAUGUAUAUUUAUAUUUAGAGGUAGAUUCGAGGUAGCAGGUGAUCAUACGAGAAGCGUUGAAAAGAUAAUUUAUCUCGCGUUAAUUUAAUUGUUAAUCGACGAAUUUAUGUGCGUCGUGACUUCACCACAGCAUUUUAUAUUUAAGAGAAGUUAAAUUGUUUGAAUACAUUUACUCCGGCAUACAAUAUAUAAUUAUAUAUAAAAUAUUAAUAUUAUAUUUCAUUGUUAAGUAGGGAUAGGUGAUAACGAUUUUUGCAUGCAUGUAAUUACUUAUUACACAUUAGCAAUUAUUUUCUCCCGAAAAAAACAUCACGUUAUAAACAAGGAUGUUCGUCGAAUAAAAAGCAACUCGCAACUCCAUGAAAAGUAAUGUCGAAACUUUGUAAUUUUCUGUUUACUCUCUGUACUUACGUCUCAUCAUCGAUAUACACUUGUUUAUUUGCGAAAAUGAUUGUCACAAUGAAAUACUGAAAUAUGUCCGUACAGUGAUGCGAGUAACGAUAUCUACAAGCGAUUCUCUUUUAUUUAAUUUAUAUUUUACUGACGGAGAAAAGUUGCUGCGUGCGUGCGAAUACGGAUACUCUGGAUAAUACUUUAGACAUGCCUUUGAUAGGGAACGCGGCAAAUUUCGACGCGUAUGUAAAAAUUACUUUAUAUUUAUCAUAUCUAUGUACAUACAUUUACGUACGGUAUUGUACAUUUAGUUUCUGUAUUGAUGGAUUGAAAUAGAUAGCUACGCUACGAUAAUAAUUGCGAAUUGUUUUUGUAUUUUGAUUUAUGCGUACGUAGUUGGUGCAACAGAUACGGCGAGUUGCCAGUGAUCGAUACUUAACAAGAAAAAUGUCUCAACGAGAAAUUUAAGAUAACACUACGGUCAAGAAUGUGAUGUAACAAUCUCGCUCAUUACUUGCACCAACUGUGCAGACUGUCGUAACUCGUACACGGUUUAUCAAGAUUUAAGUAAUAAAAAUAACGAUAGCACUCUGAAAGAUAAUUCAAUGACAAGAUUAACAUAUGCUUGAAUAGUUAUGAUCCUGUAACAAAUAAUUAUAACUGCAAUAUCGUAUGUUCUGCUAUGAAUAAUUAGAAACGAUAUCCAUUUUAUAAAGUGUCCUACACUAAAUAAAAUACUAAAUUGUACGCAACAAA